Rotaria sp. Silwood2 is the source of this 792-nucleotide messenger RNA. NCBI's taxonomy places the organism in Eukaryota, Metazoa, Rotifera, Eurotatoria, Philodinida, Philodinidae. The record is from the annotation of a GenBank genome assembly.
AUGAUUAUUUAUCAAUGUUAUAACUUAGUCAAAUCAUCGAAAUCAGAACAAAGUUCAAUCGAAUUAUCAUAUUUACAGUUAAUUAGAGAAAGACGAUCAUUAAGUGAAAAAGAAAUUGCCCCAUAUAAUGUUAUAGUUGGUGUAGCUUCAUUAAAUGUAGCUGCUUAUUCAAAUGGUAAUGAUAAAUAUAUUUCAAAUGAAGAUAAUUAUUUAUAUGAAAUAUAUAUGGGAAUGAAAUGGCAAUGUGUUGAAUAUGCACGUCGAUGGACUUUAUUACGUAAAAGUUCAAUAUUUGAAAGUGUUAAUAGUGCUGAUGAUAUGUGGAAUCAAUUAAAAUAUAUUGAAAGAAUUAUUGAUAAAGAAAAAUUUUCCUUAAAAAAACAUUCGAAUGGUUCUCCAAAUCUUCCAAUAAAUGAAUCAUAUUUAAUUUAUCCAAUACAAAAAGAUAUGCCUUAUGGACAUGUUGCGAUUAUUGUCGAUGUUUUAAAAAAUGCAAUAAGAAUUGCUGAACAAAAUUUUUAUUUUAAUUAUUGGUCAAAAAAUUAUUCUCGACAAAUUCCAGUUGUAUUUAAAAAUGGUCUUUAUUAUAUUCAAGAUGAAUAUGAAGUUUAUGGAUGGAUGGAAAUUUAUGAUAAUAAACAAUUAAAACCAUUAGAUAAUUUAACAAUAGAAAAAAUUCAAAUGAAAAAUAAAAAGAGUUUAGAUUUGACUUCUUCUUCUCAAAAAACUAAUCAUAUCUAUUAUUUUAUUUUAUUUCUCAUUAUAUUCAUAUCUCAUUUUAUUUUUUCUUAA